Molecule: messenger RNA, 1389 nt
Organism: Alligator sinensis (Chinese alligator)
Lineage: Eukaryota; Metazoa; Chordata; Crocodylia; Alligatoridae
Product: interstitial collagenase-like
Exons: 10
Coding region: 1-1389 (462 amino acids)
Biological process (GO): proteolysis; collagen catabolic process; extracellular matrix organization
Cellular component (GO): extracellular matrix
Molecular function (GO): metalloendopeptidase activity; zinc ion binding
Source: RefSeq, a predicted model, not a curated record
AUGAAGAGCCUUCCACUUCUUCUGCUAGCAUGUACAGCAUUCUCCUCUGCUGUCCCUGUGGAUCCAGAAGAUGACACUGCAAGGCUUGUUAAGAGUUAUCUAAAUCGUUUCUAUGGCCUGAAGACAGAAGCACACUCUCGUUUUCGGAGAAAGAAGAUUGGGGCUGUAUCUGAAACACUCAAGGAAAUGCAGUCAUUUUUUGGACUGCAAGUGACUGGGAAGUUUGAUGAUGAGACUACAAAGAUGAUGAAGCAGCCGAGAUGUGGUAUGCCUGACAUUGGCAACUAUGUUCUAACACAAGGGCAUCCAAAGUGGUCAACAAAUGACUUGACAUACAGGAUUAUAAACCGCACACCUGACAUGAGACCAGCUGAUGUGGACAAGGCUAUCAAACAAGCAUUUGAAGUCUGGAGUAAUGUAACACCACUGACAUUCAGAAGAAUCGAGGAUGGAGAAGCAGAUAUAAUGAUCUCUUUUCAAUAUAGGGAUCAUGGGGACAAUUCUCCCUUUGAUGGACCUAAUGGGAUAUUAGCUCAUGCUUUUCAGCCUGGCCCCCGGAUUGGUGGAGAUGUUCACUUUGAUGAGGAGGAAACUUGGACAAAAGACAGUAGGGGCUACAGCUUGUUCAAUGUUGCUGCCCAUGAGUUGGGCCAUUCCUUGGGUUUGUCUCAUUCUACUGAUCCUGGUGCCUUGAUGUUCCCAACCUAUACCUAUGUGGACCCUAAAGAAUUCCACCUCCAUCAGGAUGAUAUUAACGGCAUUCAAGCCAUCUAUGGACCAUCUCUGAAACCUGUUCAACCAACUGGACCCUCAACUCCAGAAGCUUGCAACCCUAAUUUGUCUUUUGACGCUGUUGCUACUCUGCGUGGAGAAAUGUUGUUUUUUAAGGACAGGUUUUUCUGGCGCAAGCAUCCCCAGCGAAUGGACAAUGGGUUCAAUAUUAUUUCUGAUUUCUGGCCAACCCUGUCAUCUGGAAUUCAAGCUGCUUAUGAAAAUGUUGAAAAAGAUCAAGUUGUUGUUUUCAAAGAGAGCAAAUAUUGGGUUCUCAAUGGAUUUGAUAUAGCCUAUGGGUACCCUAAAAGAAUCCAUCAGCUGGGCUUUCCAAGGACUGUUAAAAGAAUUAAUGCAGUUUUCAGUGAUGAGAAUACCAGGAAAACAUAUUUCUUUGUAAAUGACAAGUAUUGGAGAUAUGAUGAAAACACACAAUCUAUGGAUAAGGGUUAUCCAAGGAAAAUAAUCAAAGACUUUGGAAUAACUGGCAAGGUGGAUGCAGUUUUCCAGCAUGAAGACUAUAUCUAUUUCUUCCGUGGAACAAACCAGUACCAGUUUGAUCCUAAUACCAAGCAAGUUGUCAGGAUCCUGAGGAGCAACAGCUGGUUUACUUGUUAA